AUGCCCGUCCAGAAGCAGACCCGUGCUGGUCAGCGUACCCGUUUCAAGGCCUUCGUUGCCGUUGGAGACUUCGACGGUCACCUGGGUCUGGGUGUCAAGUGCGCAAAGGAAGUCGCUACUGCCAUCCGAGCCGCCAUCAUCCUCGCCAAGCUCGCCGUCAUCCCCGUUCGACGUGGUUACUGGGGCUCUGCUCUCGGUGAGCCUCACACUGUCCCCAUGAAGGUUUCUGGUAAGACUGCCUCGGUCAUGUGCCGACUGGUCCCCGCUCCCCGUGGAACUGGUAUCGUCGCUGCCCCCGCCUCGAAGCGAAUGCUGCAAUUGGCUGGUAUCCAGGACUGCUACACUCAAUCGUCGGGUCAGACUGCCACCAUGGGUAACUUCAUUGCCUCGACUUUCGUAGCCAUCAGCAAGACCUACGCUUUCCUCACCCCCAACCUCUACACCUACAGACUUGCGUGCCAGUUCCCGUCGGCGUCGUAG
This is a messenger RNA of Microstroma glucosiphilum, 480 nucleotides long. RefSeq names its product ribosomal protein S5. Gene Ontology annotation, cellular component: cytosolic small ribosomal subunit; ribosome. The record is from RefSeq and is a predicted model, not a curated record. Lineage: Eukaryota; Fungi; Basidiomycota; Exobasidiomycetes; Microstromatales; Microstromataceae. The coding region runs from base 1 to 480 and encodes 159 amino acids. Gene Ontology annotation, biological process: translation. The transcript has 2 exons. Gene Ontology annotation, molecular function: RNA binding; structural constituent of ribosome.